Molecule: messenger RNA, 1695 nt
Organism: Abrus precatorius (Indian licorice)
Lineage: Eukaryota; Viridiplantae; Streptophyta; Magnoliopsida; Fabales; Fabaceae
Product: glycosyltransferase family 92 protein RCOM_0530710
Exons: 1
Coding region: 1-1695 (564 amino acids)
Source: RefSeq, a predicted model, not a curated record
AUGAAAGAUCGUAGGAAACGCAACAACGUUGUUUCAUGGACCACAUUCUUCUGGUGCACCCUCUUAAUCGUUUUCUCUUCGAUCGUCUUCACCACAUUUACCUUAUCGCCCUUUCGCCCCUUCUACCUCUCACAGCUAUGGAAAUGGAGAACUCUAACGAUACAAUCGAAAAACAACUCUCCAACAAUUACAAUCCAAGAAAUUGUUAUGCUUCCUGAUGAGGCUUUGAUUUUUCUCUACUACCCUCCUUCUUUUCGAUUUUAUGACAAAUGUGACCUUCGUUGCGUUUAUUUCUCAGCUGACUCAAGUCGCUCCAACCCUCAACUCACUACUCAGCCACCAAUUCAACUCCACUCAGCUCGGUUCCACGAGCAGAUCGUACGGUGCCCACUCCCACCACGUGGCAAUACUAUAUCACUUUUGAUUAAAGCCAAAGGUAUUAUUCCAACAAAAGACUCAUCAUCAAUUCAAAAGUGGGACCCAUUAGUUUAUGAAACCCUUUUGGACAAAGACAACACCACCAUUGUGUUUGUGAAGGGCCUCAAUCUUCGAUCCGAGAGACUGAAUGAACCGUCUAGAUUCCAAUGCUUGUAUGGCUGGGAUUUCACAAAACCAAAGUUCUUUUUAAAAUCUGAUGUUGUAUCUGCUGCCCAAGAGAUUAUAAGGUGCAAAACACCAAAAAGCAUUCUAAGUGACCAAGCUCAAGUCCAUUCUAUCAAAGUAUCCAUUCAAGUUAAAGAUAAAGGGAUUUUUCCAUCUAUAGCCAGGCCCGGGCUUCGUUCAGCACUUUACACAUCAAAACGAAAAGCCCAUGAGAUGUGUGUGUGCACCAUGCUCCACAACCAAGCACGCUUCAUGAAGGAGUGGGUCAUGUACCACACCAGAAUUGGGGUUCAACGUUGGUUCAUUUAUGACAACAAUAGCGAUGAUGACAUAGACAACGUGAUUACAUUCCUACAGAGUAUUGGGUACAACAUCACGCAACAUUUGUGGCCUUGGGUCAAGACCCAAGAAGCAGGGUUUGCCCAUUGCGCCCUACGGGCUCGAGCCUCAUGUGAAUGGGUUGGAUUUAUUGACGUUGAUGAGUUCUUUAAUGUGAAGAUGAAAGGGAGCUUGCACCAUGUGAUUUGGCACCAUGCCAAGCCCGGUAACAAUGUGGGUGAGAUUAGGACACCAUGCUACAGCUAUGGGCCUUCGGGCCUAAGAGAGAUGCCACGAGAAGGGGUGAUGGUGGGGUACACGUGUCGGUUGGGGGCACGUGAGAGGCACAAGAGCAUAGUAAGACCUGAGGCAUUGAACCAAAGUUUGAUCAAUGUGGUGCACCAUUUUCAUUUAAGUGCUCCAUUUGUAACUGUGGAUGUAGACAAUGGUGCAAUGGUGAUUAACCAUUACAAGUAUCAGGUUUGGAAAGUAUUUAAGGAGAAAUUCUACAGAAGGGUUGCGACUUAUGUGGCAAAUUGGCAAGAUGAGUUAAAUGUGGGGUCCAAGGAUAGGGUACCUGGUUUGGGGACCAAAGCAGUUGAACCAAAAGAUUGGGCAAACCGAUUUUGUGAGGUUAGGGAUAUGGGGUUGAGGAACUGGGUGUUGAGGAAUUUUAUGGAUCGACGCACCCAUCUUUUACCUUGGCAACCUGAGUUUGAGCAUCAUUUUAAAAGGAGGCGACGACGAAAAUGGAAAAAGCCUCUUAUGAUAUGA